Molecule: messenger RNA, 2666 nt
Organism: Nelumbo nucifera (sacred lotus)
Lineage: Eukaryota; Viridiplantae; Streptophyta; Magnoliopsida; Proteales; Nelumbonaceae
Source: RefSeq, a predicted model, not a curated record
AUGAGGAAACGCAGCGGCGACCCUUCAUGGGUUCGCACAUGGCCACCACUUCUUGUGGGCUUGGCUGUUCUCCUUGUAUCUUGCAAUGUAGGAUCGGUUGCCGGUAAUCCAUAUCUGUACGAGUCACCGCCUCCACCCUCACCAUCUCCACCACCACCCUACUACUACAAAUCGCCACCUCCACCAUCACCUUACUAUUAUAAGUCUCCUCCACCACCCUCUCCAUCUCCCCCACCACCUUAUCACUACAAGUCGCCACCACCUCCAUCACCAUCCCCACCUCCUCCCUAUUACUACAAGUCCCCACCACCACCUUCUCCAUCUCCACCACCUCCUUACUACUACAAGUCGCCACCACCUCCAUCACCAUCCCCACCACCUCCUUACUACUAUAAGUCUCCACCACCACCUUCUCCAUCCCCACCACCUCCUUACUACUACAAGUCACCACCUCCUCCAUCCCCAUCCCCACCUCCUCCCUAUUACUACAAGUCCCCACCACCACCUUCUCCAUCUCCACCACCUCCUUACUAUUACAAGUCACCACCACCUCCAUCCCCAUCCCCACCUCCUCCCUAUUACUACAAGUCCCCACCACCACCUUCUCCAUCCCCACCCCCUCCCUACUACUACAAGUCCCCACCACCACCAUCCCCAUCACCACCCCCUCCUUAUUACUACAAGUCUCCUCCUCCACCUUCUCCAUCCCCACCACCUCCUUACUACUAUAAGUCUCCACCACCGCCUUCUCCCUCACCUCCCCCACCUUAUUAUUACAAAUCUCCUCCACCACCUGUUAAAUCACCUCCACCACCUUAUUAUUACAAGUCUCCACCUCCACCUUCUCCAUCUCCACCUCCACCUUACUACUACAAAUCUCCACCCCCACCUGUAAAGUCACCACCACCACCUUACUAUUACAAGUCUCCCCCACCACCUUCUCCCUCCCCACCACCACCAUACUACUACAAGUCCCCACCCCCACCUUCACCAUCUCCACCACCAUAUUACUACAAAUCUCCACCACCACCCGUGAAAUAUCCACCUUCUCCUUACUACUAUAAAUCCCCACCACCACCGGUCAAGUUGCCCCCUGCACCGUACUACUACAAAUCUCCACCUCCACCAGCUCCCUACCAUCCUCCUUACUACUACAAUUCACCCCCACCACCGAAACCGCAUCCUUACCCCCACCACCCAUUAGUUGUUAAGGUAGUCGGAAAAGUCUACUGUUACAGGUGCUACGAUUGGGCUUAUCCAAAGAAGUCCCACGACAAGAAACAUCUCAAAGGUGCGGUCGUGGAAGUGACUUGCAAGGCUGGUGACAAGGAAAUUGUUGCCUACGGGAAGACCAAGAUCAAUGGCAAAUACAGCAUUUCUGUUGAAGGUUUUGAUUAUGGGAAAUAUGGAGCCGAGGCUUGCAAGGCCAAACUCCACGUGGCUCCCAAGGGUUCACCCUGCAACAUUCCAACUAAUUGGCAUGAUGGAAAGAAGGGCGCUGGUCUCGAGGUCAAGUCCAAGACACAUUACGAGGUUGUGCUGAAAGCCAAGCCGUUUGCUUAUGCUCCCAAGAAACCCUAUAAGGAAUGUGAGAAGCCCAAGCCCAAGCCACCUCCUUAUUACUACCACUCCCCACCACCACCAACACCCACUUAUUACUACAAAUCACCACCUCCUCCGCCACCCACUUAUUUGUACAAGUCUCCUCCACCACCACCACCAGUGUACUAUUACAAGUCACCACCUCCUCCACCACCAUAUUUGUACAAAUCACCUCCUCCACCCCCACCAGUCUAUUAUUACAAAUCACCACCUCCACCACCACCUUAUUUAUACAAAUCACCUCCUCCACCAUCACCGGUCUACUAUUACAAAUCCCCACCUCCACCACCCUAUUACUACAAAUCCCCGCCACCCCCAUCACCAUCUCCUCCACCCCCAUAUUACUACAAAUCACCCCCACCACCAUCGCCNUCUCCACCACCUCCUUACUACUACAAGUCACCACCACCACCAUCACCAUCUCCUCCCCCACCAUACUACUACAAGUCCCCACCUCCACCAUCACCUUCUCCUCCACCCCCAUACCACUACAUCUCACCUCCUCCGCCAGUGAAGUCUCCACCACCUCCAACAUAUAUUUAUGCAUCUCCACCACCACCAAUUCACUAUUAGGCACACAUUUCUCUCCUCAAUCAUUUCAUUCUACAAGUAAAAUAAGGGAAGGCACUAUGACAAGGAUAUUCACCUCUCAAGCUUCUAUCGCUAGUUUACCUAAUAAAGGUCUGAAGAAUGCUAACAAGGACUAUAACUUUUACAAUUCAGGCCAAAUUGUUGCUUCUACUUUGGUGGCUAUUAUAAGAUUAGGAGUGGCCUUCCCAAGAAGUACCAUGAAGAGAGAAUGGAGUGGAAAGAAGUAUUGAGAGUGGUUUCUAGGUGUUGUUGUUUGAUCUUCAUUAGGGUAUUUUUCAUCACCAUUUGUUGUUUGUAAAGAUCACAGUUGUAUUUGUUUAAGCUCUAUAUGCAUCGGUUUUGAGCUUCUUGUGCUUCAUGCACUAAAUUAUUGGUAAUAAAAAGAAUUUUCUGUAAACAAUUCCAUGGUCCUAUUUCUUCUUGUGUAGGAGCAUGCAAAUACUAUGAUCAAUAAAUCACUUUUUCAGGAAUCA